AAGUCAUUUUCUCCCCCAUAAAGAAAGAAACGUCUCCUCCAAAACUCUACUCCUCUCUCAAAAGAGAUCUCGGAUCUUCGUCGUCUUCGAUCAAUGGCGGGAACUCGCGAGGAGAACGUGUACAUGGCGAAACUCGCCGAGCAAGCAGAGCGCUACGAGGAGAUGGUCGAAUUCAUGGAGAAAGUAACCGCCUCCGUCCCCGCCGGCGAGGAGCUCACCGUCGAGGAGCGCAACCUGCUCUCCGUCGCCUACAAGAACGUCAUCGGAGCUCGCCGAGCCUCGUGGAGGAUCGUGUCCUCGAUCGAGCAGAAGGAGGAGAGCCGAGGCAACGAGGACCACGUGGCGGCCAUCAAGGACUACAGAUCUAAGAUCGAGUCGGAGCUCAACUCGAUCUGCGAUGGGAUCUUGAAGCUUCUCGAUUCGCAUCUGGUGCCUUCGGCGUCUGCGAGCGAUUCGAAGGUGUUUUACUUGAAGAUGAAGGGCGAUUAUCACCGGUACUUGGCGGAGUUUAAGAUCGGAUCGGAUCGAAAGGAUGCGGCUGAGAGCACGCUUUCAGCUUACAAGGCUGCUCAGGACAUUGCGGUUGCGGAGUUGGCCCCAACACACCCGAUCCGUUUGGGAUUGGCACUCAACUUCUCGGUGUUCUACUACGAGAUCCUCAACUCACCUGACAGGGCUUGCGCUUUGGCCAAACAGGCAUUUGAUGAAGCAAUUGCGGAGCUGGACACUCUUGGAGAAGAAUCCUACAAGGAUAGCACCCUCAUAAUGCAGCUCCUUAGAGACAACCUCACCCUUUGGACUUCAGAUAUGCAGGAUGAUGGAGCUGACGAGAUCAAGGAAGCACCCAAGGGCGAGGAUGAUCAGAAGUAGUAGCUGACCGGGGGCUUUGUUUCCUAAUUAAUUAAGACCUUCAACUGUGGAGAGAUGAAUUCGGAUAUUUGCUGGCCUACCUCUAUGAUUUGCUGAGGGUUUCCAUUUUCCCCUCUCAAUUGAUCUGGCAUUCGAAGCUCCAUGUUUCGUUGUGGUUUUAGUAACAUUUGGAUCCUGUGCCCUUUUGUUAUAUCCUUGUCGUUCAAAGUUAACUGUCUUUUUUUUUUAAUCUUUUUUUCCAUCUGUAGAACUGCAGUUGUGUGUGCAUUCGACAAUUAUUGAUCUGAUAACAUAAUUGUCUCUCAAAAGCUUUGAGUUA
Molecule: messenger RNA, 1189 nt
Organism: Asparagus officinalis (garden asparagus)
Lineage: Eukaryota; Viridiplantae; Streptophyta; Magnoliopsida; Asparagales; Asparagaceae
Product: 14-3-3-like protein B
Exons: 5
Coding region: 94-870 (258 amino acids)
Biological process (GO): signal transduction
Cellular component (GO): cytoplasm
Source: RefSeq, a predicted model, not a curated record